Messenger RNA from Plasmodium adleri (nom. inval.), 1005 nucleotides. Its product is annotated as conserved Plasmodium protein, unknown function. The transcript has a single exon. The record is from RefSeq and is a predicted model, not a curated record. Bases 1 to 1005 code for a protein of 334 amino acids. Lineage: Eukaryota; Apicomplexa; Aconoidasida; Haemosporida; Plasmodiidae.
AUGAAGAUUUUGAAUUUGAUACUUUUGUCUAUUAUAUUUCUUAAAUUUUACAAUGUAUGUUGUAUUUCUACAAGAGAAAUACUACAAGAAAAAAGAAAUGAGUUUCAAAGAUACUCUGAAUUUAUUAUUAAUGAAAAGAAUUUAGUUGAUAACAAUGAAAAGAUAGUAAAUGAUUCAAUAAGAACAUACAAAUAUUAUAUGGAAAAAGGUAUAAAAGAAAUUGUGGCAAUAUUCAUUUUUGAUGAUUUAAAUAUCACAAAAGCUAGAGAAUUAGGAAUACAAAACAAAGCAGAUCAUGAAAUAAAUAUUAACAAUAUAAAAAAAAAUAUACAGAAUAUAUAUCCAUUAGAUGAAAUAAAUUCUUUUAGUGAUCUUAUAUAUAAAGAGAGGAAAUUAUUUUCUUUUGAAACUGAAUAUUCUGUUACUAAUUAUGUGUUUACAAAAUUUGUGUUUCAUGUAAAAAUAACAGAAGAGAAUGAUGAAGAAAUUAUGUUUCUAAUGAUAAAUAAUGAAUUAAAUAUGAAACAAAAAAAUUUGGAAAUAAUAAAAAAAACAAAUGAAUAUAAUGGAAAUAAUAGUAUUCCUAAUGUUAAUUCAAAUUCUGUAAAUUUAUAUCAAAAACAUCCACAAGCAUUUGUUCAAUUUAUAGGAGCAAUAAUUGGAAUAGCUACAUUAGUAAGCUCUAUUUCAGGUGCAGUCUCUGGUAUAUCAUCAAUAUUUUCAAGUCGUCCCGCCCCAACACCACCUGAAUUUUUAGGAAACCAAAAAUCCAAACUUUCAAAGUAUGAAACUGGUACAAAAAAGGUAGAAAAAAAAGAUAAGAAGAAGAAAUAUUACAAAGAAGAAGAUGAUGCAUAUUAUGACGAUAAAUAUUAUGACGAUGAAUAUUAUGACGACGAAUAUUAUGACGACGGAUAUUAUGACGACGGAUAUUAUGACGACGGAUAUUAUGACGACGAAUAUUAUGACGAUGAAUAUUAUGACGAAUAUGAUGAUGAUUACUAA